Messenger RNA from Symbiodinium sp. CCMP2456, 906 nucleotides. NCBI's taxonomy places the organism in Eukaryota, Dinophyceae, Suessiales, Symbiodiniaceae. The record is from the annotation of a GenBank genome assembly.
AUGAACUGGCUCGCGUUCUUCGCGCUCCUGGAAGCGGCUCUGGCGGGAAGCGGCUGCAACGAGGUUGUGCAGGACUUGGGACCCUGGAUCGAUUCUGCCAGUGUGGAGAAGACCGAGGAGGGCUUUUCUCUCUCUUUGGUCCUCGUCGGGGGCGACGUGGCCGCCUCGUCCACGGAGUCCGUGGAGCUCCUCAUCGGGCGCCAGGCGGAGGGCCACACGAGGCAUUUCGUACUGCCAAAGGCUGCUGCCCGAAAGGGAGGCAUCCUCGAAAUCAGUGCCUGGGCUGGUUGGGUGUUCAAGCCCUCGCGGAAUUCUGCAAGUGCAUAUGUUAUGGCUUUCGAGGUAGCUGCUUUCGCGUUCCCAAUCGUGAAGAGUGUACCCCAAAGCAGAAGCCAAGGAACGGAGGAAGACUUGCUUGGCGGAGUUGGAGACGGCAGCUUCUCCAUGCAGGCCACGCUCGUUGAGGUCAACGGCAACAACCACGGCCCCGAAAGCCUCUCCUGUCGUGGGGAGGGAGAGCACAGCACUUGCCGCCGCACAGAGAAGAACUUGCCAGCUACGGUUUCGCCUUCACCUGUGGCCGGAGAGGGUGGCCACAUGAUGAGGGGCUCUGGUGCAGGCAUGCAGGGUGCAGGCAUGCAAGGCGCAGACCACGGCCCGGGCUUUCAGAUGAUGGUGGUCGCAGCACUCUUCGUCUGCCUGUCUUGCCUCUGCGGCGCUCUGUUCCUGCAUCGCUUUGGGAUAAAGCCCGGAGCGCGGAAUGUCGACUCCGUGCCUAAAGUUAUGGGCAAGAUGGCAGAUGGCAACCUCUCCACUGUUCAGACCAUGACACGAAACCGUGCCUUCGAGAACGACUCGGACAGCGACGCUCCGCGGGUGUUGAGCCCAAAACCACAAACCCUAUAA